UGAUUCCACUUUAUUAAUACCUUCUGCGCAAAGUUAUAAUUUUAUUGCUUAUUUAAUUUCUUGAUCAUUUAGAAUCGCAUUUCUUGUCAAACAACUUAGUACAGAAAGAAAUAUCUACGAUUUUGUACGAUCUGAGGACUUGUUAUUGUAUACAAAAGUAUGUCGUGGUUUUCGCGAAAUAGGAGGCCAAGGAGAGAUGAGGAAAUUAUGUUUGACGACUCAUUUUCCCGCCGUGUUUUCAUCAGUAAGGUUCUUAUGAUAGUGGCCAUCAAUUUAGUUUUCACCGUAUUGGUAAUGACAUUUUGUAUUUUCCAUAUGGGAGCCAGGAGGUUCCUAUUAAGACACUGGUAUAUAGGGCUUAUUGCCAUAGCUGUCAAUAUGACAAUGUCCAUUAUGAUGUGCUUUUGCAUCAACCUUUUUCGGAAGUCCCCCUCUAAAUACAUAUUGUUGGUAAUAUAUGUGAUUGCACAUGCGGCAUUGGUGGCCUGUUUUGCGGUCCGAUAUCAUCCGAAAUUGGUUUUUAUAGCUGUGGCUGUUUGUUCCGUCAUCGUGAUAUUACUUGGGCUUUUUGCCAGAUUUGCCCCAUGCGACUUCACCGGAUGCUGUGUCUUCGUUUUUGUGCUCUGCCUAGUAGUAAUAAUAAUGGGCAUAUUUUCCUUAUUUUUCCCUAUCUUACGCAUAGUAUAUGUAUCUCUGGGCGUACUCCUAUUUUCCAUAUUUAUUGUGAUUGAUCUUCAAAUGAUUAUUGGCGGCAAGACACACAAAAAUGAGUUUGACCAGUCGGAUUUUAUAUUAGCUGCCAUGUUCCUUUACAGUGACAUUAUAUUCCUCUUUUUAUAUCUGCUGGAGCUUAUUGGCUUAGUAGAUUCAUAAAAUAUAUUAAUACAGACUCAUCUAUCUAAAUUAAUAUUGUAAUUUACAAUUUUUAUAGUACUGAGUGUAAAGGUUUUUAUAAAAUAUUAAAUAAGCUGAUACAACAUUUAUUCAUGAUUUGUAGAUUUUCUUUGGAGCCUCAUAUUUUAUUCGUAUUCCUGCUAGUUCUUAUUGGCUUAGAAGAUUAAUAAAUAUAUGAAUUAUAUAUAUAUAUAUAUAUAUACAAAGCACUUAAGUUUCCUUGAGUUUGUCGUCACUCUAAACUCAAAAAUAUUUGGAAAAAUAAAUUUUUACAACUAAGGAAGCUCUAUAGUGGCAGAAAUGUGUUGCUUUUUUAAUAUAGCCUGUUGCACUCGACCGCGGCAGGAGAAUCCCUUUGCUAAUCCUCGUGUUAAGCGCAGAUUUAUCUGGAGAGUAUUGCUCUUAUUGGACGUAAGUUUCAAUUGCAUGGAUCUAAAUUCCAGACAAUUAUCCUGGGACCUUUAUUCAGGUAUCCCUAAUAGUGAGUCUCCUGCCAUUGGUCCUGUUCUGGAGCUAUCCUUCAUUGAACUUGUAUAUCAUAGAAGUAGAGUUUUUCUUAGCCAUUCCCGCCUUGCUGGCAUUCAUAAUAGUUCAAGCAAUCUUGUGCUUUGCAAUUAAGAUUUUCCGGCACAAGAUCGUCAGGAUUUCUUUCUUCAUAGUCUGGAUUAUAGUCCAUUCCAUCUUGAUUUCCGCGUCGGCCAUCUGGUAUCAUCCGUUGACGGUAAGGCCUUGGCUUGCUUUAAUUUAAUUGCAUUUAUUCCUAUAUCUAAAAUUAUACUAUUUAUACAACUAGGUUUUGGUACCUUGUGGAACUCUGGCCUUUGUGAUCAUGGCCAUGGUUGUGUAUUCUAAGUUCGCUCCGUGGCAAAUCGGUCACAAGAUUCCUGUGGCUUACCUCUUUGCCGUCGGAUUGGUUAUGAUCAUUCACGCUAUCCUCUUUUUUUGUUUUCAGGAAUUUUUACUUUACGUUCUGUUGAACUUCGUACUCGUGCUCGUUUUGAUCGUUGUGGUCCUGGUGGAUAUUGAACUAAUAGUUCGCGAUAAAACGCGUCACAAGUUUGGCAAGCAUGAAUACAUUCUGGCUUCCAUGAUCGUUUUCCGUGACGUCAUAUGGAUAGUUAUCAUUAUAAUAAUAGUUUUGACGGCAUCGCGGCGCUGUAAUUGCCUUUCUGGUGGUGAUACUGGUGACAAUAGUACUGUGGAAAGUACCAGCAAAAGUAGUACUGUCGUAUCGUCUAGUAGCGACUUUUCAUCUUAAAAUUGAUCUUGCAAGUUUAAAUUUUCAUAAUCCUGAGUGCGAUUUCGGAGUUUUAUAGAAAAUAUAUAUCUUUUUUAAGUCAA
This is a messenger RNA of Drosophila elegans, 2235 nucleotides long. RefSeq names its product protein lifeguard 3. The transcript has 3 exons. The coding region runs from base 160 to 873 and encodes 237 amino acids. Gene Ontology annotation, cellular component: membrane. NCBI's taxonomy places the organism in Eukaryota, Metazoa, Arthropoda, Insecta, Diptera, Drosophilidae. The record is from RefSeq and is a predicted model, not a curated record.